Molecule: messenger RNA, 1501 nt
Organism: Clarias gariepinus (North African catfish)
Lineage: Eukaryota; Metazoa; Chordata; Actinopteri; Siluriformes; Clariidae
Gene: rbm18
Product: RNA binding motif protein 18
Exons: 6
Coding region: 161-730 (189 amino acids)
Molecular function (GO): RNA binding
Source: RefSeq, a predicted model, not a curated record
UUUUUGAUGUCUUGUUAGUAUUGCUAGCAUCGAAGCUAAAUAACAAUUAAGAGAUAGACAUUUUGUGAUAAAUAACGACAUGAGUUGUUUUUAGAUUAUUCCCAAUCGUCGCGACUUCAUUUCUCGUUUUUAGUCGCGAUCUUAAACAGUGCGGAGUCCAAUGCAGUCGGCUGUGGAAACGGUGGAGAACGCCUCCAUCCUUUCGAGCGGCUCGUCACAGGAAGGUCACCGCCUGUGGAUCGGCAACAUCGACCCUAAAAUCACAGAGUAUCACCUGGUGAAGCUCCUGGAGAAAUUCGGAAAAGUAAAGCAGUUUGAUUUCCUGUUCCACAAGUCCGGACCGAUGGAGGGGCAGCCGAGAGGAUAUUGCUUCGUCAACUUUCACACCAAAGAGGAAGCAGAACGGGCCAUCCAGUGUCUCAAUGGAAAGCUGGCAUUAUCCAAGAAACUGGUGGUGCGUUGGGCCCACGCACAGAGAUUUGAGCCCUACAGAGGAGAUAAGAACCUGCCUGCCAGCUUGGAGCCGUCAUGCAGCGAGGCGGAGGACCAGCCCACCUCUCUGAGUGUGAGUGCGAAGAUUAAAGCGAUCGAAGCCAAGCUACAGAUGAUGGAGGAGAACGUGGACGAGGAGUACUCAGGUCCGUCUCCGUACCUCUACAACAAACCUCCUGAGAAGAAGGACAAGAGAUCUCAGCCCUAUAGCAAACCCUUCCGCAGGUUCAAGAGAUGACCUCCUCCUAUCCUGCCCACAUCACCUUCCCCCCCAACCCUACACACACAUGCGCGCACGCACAUGUGCGCUGAGGACUUCUGUUUAAUAAAAUACAUUCUUACACCACUGGACUGUGAGCAGAAAGACGUUUGUGUAACACUUCCCUCUUUUCAAGCGAUUAUUUUUAAAAAAAUACUUUAGUAUUUUGUACAUUUUGUACCUUUUCAGUUUUCAGCAAUUCCUUACCUCCUCUCUAAUUGAAACAUUUGUGUUGAUAAAACAGCAUUAGUGCUCCGUCAUAUCGUAAUUCUCCUGGCUGUGUUGUGUUGUUUUUUGUGUAUUUUAAUGUCGCACAAUUAUGAUUAUUGUAAAUCUGAAGGCACAGGACUGGACCUCAGCACCGCAAGUCAUUUCACUGUUUGCCCAGCUUUCUGCAGAGAAAUUUGAUCAUGUGAUCAACAAAGCCACAGCAAGGAGCAGUGUGACACCAUGUCACGUGACAUUCGGAUCGCUGUUGAAUUUUAUAUCUAUUGUAACGAUAACAAAACACGAGUCCAUAAAACUUAUAGCUGUGCUUUUAUUGUUUAGUAACAUCAAGAAAAUAUCUAAGUAAUUAUUACGUUGGUUUUAACCCUGAAAUAGAAACUGUUGUCUUUUCAUUAGUCUUCUUAAUGUCAGUGUAAACCUGUAAUACAAGGCCUGUGUUCAUUAUUAUUAAAGAUAAAUGUUUAAAUAAUGAAUAGGCUUAUGGUUUGACCUAAAAUAAAAAUGGGAAUCUUUUUUACUGGC